ACUUUAUAAACUAAAUGUUUAUAAAGAAAUGUGACAUUGACCUGUCCCUCCUCACCUGUCUGUCCUGUCUUCUCCCUGUAGGUGUCAGCGGCUCUCAGAAGGCGUCCACCUUUGGGUUUAACUCCACCCAUGUGGACACAAGCUCCGCCCCCAGUGAUGAUGUCAUUGACCCUGAAGCCCCCAUGUCCUCCCCUUUGUCCCCCAGUAAGACGCCCCCCCCCCUUCCUGAGAAGAAGCGACACAUCCAUCAGUACCUGCAGUUCUGCUCCACGUCCUCCACCGACCCGUCUGCAGUUUCAUUCUACCAGAAAUAUAAAGUCCGACAGCGAGAUCAAGACUCCGCCCACCAGCUGGAUCACCUGACCACAGGCUCCGCCCCCUCUGUAGGUCCAUUUCCUGCCCCUGCUUUACCACCAAAGAAGAAACAGCAGGACACACAGUCUGACAACGAGGACAGUUCUGUGGACCACCAGCAGGGGUCAGAGUUCAGCCAGAGAAACGGAGAGGAAGAUGAAGAAGACGAGCUCCUAUUGGCUGACCCAAACGAGAUCCGUCACAGAAUCACUCUGAAGUCUGAGGAGGAGGAGGGGCCAGACGUGAAGGCUGCGUCUCCUGAGAUCCUAUUGGUCCAAGCCACACAGCCCGGCAGCAGCGAACAGAACCAGUACCAGGAGGCCUUUCUCUGCACCUACCGGGGCUUCGCCACGCCCAGUGAUGUCAUCAGCAAGCUGCAGCGCAGGUACAGAAUCCUGAGGGAAGGCGGCGCCGCCGACCUGACGGCCGCCAGGAACUCCAUCCAGCUGCUGGUCAGAGUGGUGGCUGGGCUCAGUUCUGUGGAGCUGGAACCUGAUUUGCUGCUGCUGCUGUCUGACCUGGUGUUCUGCCUUCUGAUUGGUGGAGAGCUGGGCAUGGCCCGCCUCCUGCACGCCAACAUCCUGUCCAAGAUGGAGGAGAGGUGGAAGCUGAUUGGCUCCCCUCAGUCGCUCCGCCCCCUCGCAGCUAAAGGCGUAGCUGCCAGGCCAGGAACUCUGCUGGACUUCAGGAGUCAGGACCUGGCUGAACAGCUCACCCUGCUGGACUCGGACCUGUUCUGCAAGAUCCAGCUGCCAGAGGUGUUGCUUUGGUCCAAGGAGCAGAACGAGGAGAGGAGUCCUCACCUGACGGAGUUCACUCAGCACUUCAACAACGUUUCCUUCUGGGUGCGCUCCGUGGUCAUCCUGCAGGACAAAGCUCAGGACAGAGAGAAGCACCUGCUGAAGUUCCUGAAGGUGAUGAAGCACCUGAGGAAACUCAACAACUUCAACUCCUACCUGUCCAUCCUGUCCGCCCUGGACUCCGCCCCCCUGAGACGGCUGGACUGGCAGCGGAGCACGGCAGAGAGCUUGGAGGACAUGUCCUCGCUCAUUGACAGCUCGUCGUCCUUCAGGGCGUACCGUGCGGCGCUGGCGGAGGCGGAGCCUCCCUGCAUUCCUUACCUGGGGCUGAUCCUGCAGGACCUAACCUUCGUCCACCUGGGAAACCCUGACACCUUGACCACAUCACUGGGGUCAAAGGUGAACUUCUCCAAGUGCUGGCAGCAGUUCAACAUCCUGGACACUCUGAGGGGAUUCCAGAGGGAGCGGUACUCUCUGGCGCGGGAUGAUGACAUCAUGUCGUUCUUUAAUGACUUCAGCGAUCACCUGGCAGAGGAAGCUCUGUGGGAACUCUCUCUGAGGAUCCGCCCACGGAACGCUCCACGAGCCAAUCAGAGAUGAGCUGUGGAGGAGCAGCAGCCAAUCGGGACUCGGCACAGCUGGAGUCUGCUGGAUGCUAAUGGGCUUUAUGGACCUGGUUCUGACCCAGACUGGACCGGUGCCAGCAGAACCAUGUCAGAAGGGGGCGUGGUCCCUUCUGCAUCAGAAUGUGUUAUCCACCGGUUCCACCUGGUUCUGCUUCAGAGUCCAGUCAGACAGAACCACUUCUCUUACCAUCAGCCUGCUGACCUCUGACCUCUGAUGGUUGAUCAGUUAUUGAUCAGUUGGAACCAAACGGCAGCUCUGCUAAAUCUCAGGUAUUAGUUCCUUCAGAGACGAUUUUUAUUGUUUCAGUGACCCAGUACCAGGAGGUUCUGUCUCAGAUGCUCCUCAAAGCCUGGAGUCACACACACACCACCUGGAGUUACACACACACACCUGGAGACAGCCGGUGACACACUAAAGGACAGCUGGACGGUAGAGGACGUUCACUAAUCAUUUUUCUGAAUAAAUGAUUUGAGCUGCAGAAUUAGUUAAAUAAAGUUUAACCAGAUUUAACUGCUGACUGCUGUCCAUCAGAGGGACUGAGAGGUUCUGACAGAAGACGUCUCUGUUUAGGGCGAGUGAUGCUAAGAAGGGAUCAAGAUGUCAUGAAGCGGAGGAACAGCAUGUGCAGGUCAUGUGACCGGGUUUGAUUUGUUUUGGCUGGUUUCCUCUGGAGGAAGGAGAUGAACUCAAACUAAAUCUGUCAUAAUGAAUAUAAAUUAGAGAAGUGGACGUUUAAAAGCUUUUAUGGAUUUGAGUGUUUUAGACAAUCAGCAAACACAUGGAUUUAUAAUAAACACUAUGAACACAGUUCACACAUUCAGAUGCAACUAAUCCCCGUCUAACGGAAGAUUCCAUUAAUUAUUCAAUAACUAGAAUAUGAGUAUAUUAACAGCCUGUCUUAAUCAAAACUAGCAAAAACGAUUUGAAUGAAAUUAAUAAAAAAAGCUCGGACACGUCAGCUGAAGAGUGCGGAUGGGAGGAGACGCCAUGUUUAAUAAAUCAGCUGUUCCAACA
Molecule: messenger RNA, 2795 nt
Organism: Poecilia latipinna (sailfin molly)
Lineage: Eukaryota; Metazoa; Chordata; Actinopteri; Cyprinodontiformes; Poeciliidae
Product: rap guanine nucleotide exchange factor 1-like
Exons: 15
Coding region: 15-1754 (579 amino acids)
Biological process (GO): Ras protein signal transduction
Cellular component (GO): plasma membrane
Molecular function (GO): guanyl-nucleotide exchange factor activity
Source: RefSeq, a predicted model, not a curated record